UCCCCGGGGAAACUGGGAGGAGGGAGCGCGCACCAGCAUGUGUGUAUCAUCAGAAGCGCGGCGCUGAAGGCUGGACGGACACGCGCUUCUCUUCUCCUCAGUCCGCCGAGCGCUCAGCAUCCUUUUCCCGUAUGGAGAGCGACUCCACAUCUUACAAGCUCUCAAAUAAAGCUACAAUUCACGUGGAGCUAAAUCUCAACAAAACCACACGAUUCUGGAGCUCGUCCACGCGAAGGAGCGGAAAGGAAUACAUUAUGCGUUUCAAACAAGGAAUCUCAUUCUCUCCGAUGGGAAGUGACGAGUGUGACUGAUUGAACAUAAUAACGAUGGCAGACAAGUGGUCCAUUCCCAACAGGAACCUGAGCUCACCCUGCAAAUUUCCACUUUCCCUGCUUCUAUUCCCCUAAGGAUACGCUGACCUUCACAUUUGCAGCCUGCAUGACAACCCAAAGCUGAGUAAAUUGAAAGGUUGCAACUCUCUGCCAAGGACGAUAACAGACAAAAUCGCUGCUUUGGGGAACUUGCCAUCAGCAGAAAUACACCCAUGUUGUCAUAACAAAUGAUUCUGUGUUAGUGAAUUUAACGCCUGGAACGCCAGACCCCAUAAGGACCAAUUACAAGCUGAAGAGAGCAGGACCAAGAUGAAAGAUUUGCUGUUUGCAGUUUGUUUGCUGGCAGGACUCGCACUGACGAACUCAGUUCAGGCCUCUAAGUGGAGUGUUGUGUGCCUCAAGCUGUGCAAAUGUGAAAUCCGACCCUGGUUCUCUCCCUUGUCCAUGUAUAAUGAGGCUCCGACUGUGGACUGUAAUGAUCUAGGACUUUUGACUCUGCCGGAGAGGUUGCCUUCAGACACACAAGUACUUCUAUCACAAGCAAACAGCAUUGCAAAGAUUGACAGUCCCUUGGACUACCUGGUAAACCUAACUGAGGUAGACCUAUCUCGAAAUAACAUAUCCUCACUGAGUGAUAUAUAUAUAGGUCACAUUCCACAACUUUUGUCUUUGCACCUAGAAGAGAACUGGCUAAGCAGCCUUCAUGAUAAUUUCCUUGCACACUUUCCAAACUUGCAAGAGCUCUAUGUUAACCAUAACCUACUCUCCUUGAUCAGUGCAGAGGCUUUCCAAGGGCUUAAUAAGCUUUUGAGGCUUCAUCUUAAUUCCAACCAGCUAAGAGCCAUAAGAUCAGAGUGGUUCCAGGAUCUUUCCCAGCUAGAAAUCUUGAUGAUAGGAGAGAAUCCAAUUGCCAGAAUACAAAACAUGAAUUUCAAGCCCCUUAUCAAUCUCCGCAGUCUUGUGCUAACCAGAAUGAACCUCACUGAAAUCCCUGACAGUGCCCUGGUUGGCCUUGAUAAGCUAGAAAGCGUGUCAUUCUAUGAUAAUAUGUUCCCAAAAGUACCUCAAGCUGCUCUCAGACAAGUGCGGAACCUCAAAUUUCUGGACCUUAACAAGAAUCCCAUCGAGAGGAUCCAAAGGGGUGACUUUGUCGACAUGAUCCAUUUGAAAGAACUUGGUAUUAACAGCAUGCCAGAGUUAGUUUCAAUCGACAGCUUCGCCUUGCAUAACCUACCAGAGCUUACCAAAAUCGAAGCCACAAACAACCCCCGACUUUCCUAUAUUCACCCAAAUGCUUUUUCUCAACUCCCAAGACUGGAGUCCUUGAUGCUGAAUAGCAAUGCCCUUAGGGCCCUUCAUCACAUAACAGUGGAAUCCUUGCCUAACCUUCAAGAGGUGAGCAUCCACUCCAACCCCAUUUACUGUGACUGUGUCAUUCGCUGGAUCAAUAUGAACAAUACCAGGGUCCGCUUCAUGGAACUGGAUGCCCUUUUAUGCGCAGGGCCUUCAGAGUUUGAAGGUCGUCUUGUCAAGCAGGUGCAUUCACGAGAAAUGGCAGAUAUCUGCCUGCCACUAAUAUCUCCAGAGAGCCUUCCUGAUCAGGUAAAUGUGGGAACUGGUCAUUUGGUGUCUCUCCACUGCAGGGCAUUUGCCGACCCUGAACCGGAGAUUUAUUGGGUCACACCUUCAGGCGAGAAGAUCUUGCCUCAGAUGGACUCCAAGAAGUAUCACCUGCAUCCCGAGGGAACGUUUGACAUUUAUGGUAUUACAGAGAACGAAGCCGGACAGUACACUUGCGUGGCUCACAAUCUCAUAGGUGUGGACAUGAGAUCUGUCUUGGUCAUUGUAAAUGGCUAUUAUCCACUACUGGUAAAUGAAUCUCUACACAUCCAAGUCGAAAACACAGAGCCAAAUUCGGUGAGCAUAUCUUGGGUGCCACCCAAGGGAAGUCUUGUUUCGAAUAUUAAGUGGUCAACCAAUUCUCAGCACCACUCCUUGCAGUUCACUUCCCAUGUGGUGUCUAAUGUAAAAAAGUUCAACCUCACAAACUUACACUCACUGACGCAGUACGAGGUGUGUGUGGAGAUUACAGACAUGCAAAGUAGACAUUUGAAAAACUGCAUUAAUGUCACCACCACUGAGGUUUCCAAAAGAAAAAAUGAUGAUGUCAUCAACGACGGAUUGAUAAUCAGCCUCACUGCUGUGCUUCUGAUUAUGUCUGCAGUGGCCUGUUCGUUCAUUUGCAUGUUGCGGAGGAAUGAUCCCCUUUACAGGAAAUUACGAAAUCAGCAGUCUGAAAUAUUACCAUCACACAUUAAACCAAACUGGCGCUCAAGGGCUAAAGCCAAUGAUUCAGAAACAGACUUGACCAAAAACUCUAUUUGAGAGAUGAGCAGCAGUUUGGGAAACCAUAGACACUAGACUGUGUCUAAUAUCUCUCAAUCUGAUAGGACUCUCACUGCUGGAUCAUGAUCAAAUGGAUUCCGUGUGGGGUUUGUGGUGCAAGACAUUUCUUGCUAAAUCUGACAUUGAUUGCCCAAAAGCCACUAAUUGUUUAAAUGUCACUCUACACUGGGGAGCAUGAUGAGAAACGCUAUUUCAGGAUCAAAGAACUGCACAUGAAAGGUUGGGCUUGACUGUUUACACAGAGUGCAAAGCCUCAGUGGCCGAGUGUUUUUAACGUGGGCUUCUAGCAACACUACUUGUGGUGUAUCAUUGGUAAAAUAAACAAUGUCAAGUUUAUGAUGGACUACGCUUUGUAGAAUAGGUCAUAACAGAUAACACAUGUACAAGACUUUGUGAUAAAAAUACGUUUAUAUGGAAAAUGAUGACUGGAUGUGUUUUACUCUACAGUUUGUUCAUCUGGCUAAUUAUACUGUCAGUUGAGAAGGCAUACUGUAACCUUAUUAAAACAGCCUAAAGUCUGUGUGAGAUUAAAAUGUACAAUGUUUA
Messenger RNA from Danio rerio (zebrafish), 3284 nucleotides. Lineage: Eukaryota; Metazoa; Chordata; Actinopteri; Cypriniformes; Danionidae. The record is from RefSeq and is a predicted model, not a curated record.